CAUAAUGCAAAAGUAAUUGUGGUCAAAGUAGGCUCUAGCCUUGUGACCAACAACGGUAACGGCUUAGACCAAGCUGCAAUUGUUGCGUGGGCAGCGCAAAUUGCCAGCAUUGUAAAACAAGGCAAGCAGGUGGUACUGGUUUCAAGCGGCGCGGUAGCUGAGGGGAUGCAACGCCUAGGUUGGAAAAAGCGUCCAACCGCUGUCAAUGAACUACAAGCAGCGGCGGCCGUUGGGCAAAUGGGUUUGGUACAAAUGUAUGAGCGUUGCUUUGCUGAGCAUGAUUUACACACUGCACAGCAAGGAUUGUUUUCAGCCGAUCCACGCAAAGAUCCGCAAGCGCAGUUUGUUAAUCAUGCAAUAGCUGGCGAUACGGCGCUAGAGCAAAUGGCAGGUGGCGCUGGCAGUAGCGUAGGUACAGGCGGCAUGCUGACAAAAAUCCUAGCCGCCAAACGUGCUGCCCGCAGUGGUGCGCAUACGGUCAUUGCCUCUGGGCGCGAAAAAGAUGUUUUACUUAGAUUAAGUGCGGGUGAAGCUAUAGGCACGCACCUUGAAGCCACUCAAAUGAAAACUGCCGCGCGCAAACAAUGGCUGGCUGACCAUUUACGUACCACAGGCAAGUUGAUUUUAGAUGCAGGUGCGGUAAAAGUAUUGAAGCAAGAAGGUAAAAGUUUGUUACCCAUAGGGGUGGUGGCGGUGGAAGGUUACUUUGAGCGAGGUGAUGUGGUCGCUUGCGUAGAUACAAAUGGUGCAGAAAUUGCGCGUGGAUUAGUGAAUUAUUCAGCAUCUGAAACCGCACGUAUUUUAAAAAAACCAAGUAGUGAAAUUGAGAAAAUUUUAGGCUAUGUGGAUGAAGCAGAGUUGAUUCACCGCGAUAGUUUAAUUGUGAUG
Molecule: messenger RNA, 888 nt
Organism: Darwinula stevensoni
Lineage: Eukaryota; Metazoa; Arthropoda; Ostracoda; Podocopida; Darwinulidae
Source: the annotation of a GenBank genome assembly